Molecule: messenger RNA, 1387 nt
Organism: Entrophospora candida
Lineage: Eukaryota; Fungi; Glomeromycota; Glomeromycetes; Entrophosporales; Entrophosporaceae
Source: the annotation of a GenBank genome assembly
AUGCAUCCACGAACGAACGACCUUGCAAAUAGCUUUUCAGCAGCUGUUGCUUCUAAAGCGCUUACUCUAAAACAAGCAUGUUUAAUAGCUGUUGUUACUGAAUUCUCUGGGGCCUUUUUUUUAGGAGUAAACACCGCAGAAACUCUUCGUAAUAAUGUUAUAAAUAUUGAUCAUUUUAAAGAUAGACCUGAUUUAUUAAUGCUUGGAAUGGCAUGUGCGUUAUUGGGAUCGUCAAUUUGGCUUUUAUUUGCCUCAAGCAAAGGAUUACCUGUGUCUACAACACAUUCAAUAGUUGGAGCAAUUCUUGGAGUUGGAAUAGCUGCAUAUGGUCCCGGAAUAGUAACGUGGAGUUAUGAUGGCGGCGUAUUGAAAAUAAUUACAUCAUGGAUUAUUUCGCCUUUUAUUGCCGGUGCAGCUGGAGCAUUGAUUUUUUUUAUAACUCAAUAUUUCAUAUUAGAAGCAGAUGAAAAUUCGUUUGAAAGAGGUCUAGUUGCCGUUCCAAUAUAUUUUGGAAUAACAAUGGGAAUCAAUAUACUUUUUUUGGAAAUUGCACCAGUUGUUAUUGGUCUAUCGUUAAUUUUAGCAGCAUUCUCCUAUUUUUUCUUUGCUCAAUGGAUAAGACGUAAAGUAAUCGACGGCGAAGAUUUGAAAAUACGUCAUAUAUUUAUUGUACCUUUUAUGAACCCACGUUUCAAUUCCAAUCAUGCUCUUUCGGGAGUGUUUGAUACAUGCAACUCAAAUGAUAGUUCCUCGAAGAAUUCCGUUCGUAUUCAUGGCCAGGAGUUUGAAAUAACGACGACUCAACAAGGCAUCAAAUUAGAAAUACAAGGGAACAAAUCAAUGAUACGAAUUUUUUUUGAUAGAAUAAUAAAGAUUUUAACAUAUAGUUUAAAUAAGGAUGUGGCAACGUACAGGAAAGAAGCACGUCAAGACUUGUAUGAUGUUGCUCGCAAAUAUGAUAAGAGCACCGAAUCGUUAUAUACUUUCUUACAAGUUUUGACUUCGGCGCUUGCUUCAUUUGUACAUGGUUCUAAUGACGUAGCCAAUGCAGUUGGGCCACUAGCAACAGUAAUUUCAAUAUACCAACACGGAUCAUUAGGCGAUUAUGGUCAGAUACCAGUAUGGGUGUUAGCAUUAGGUGGAGCUGCAAUUGAUAUGGGUUUAGUGUUUUAUGGGUAUAAUGUAAUGAGAAGUUUGGGUAAUCAGAUUACCUAUCACUCUCCAAGUAGAGGAUUCUCAAUGGAAUUAGGCACUUCGUUAACAGUAUUAAUGGCCUCCCGAUUAGGCUUACCGAUAUCAACUACACAAUGUAUUACGGGCGCUACAAUAGGCGUAGGGUUGUGUAAUGGCACCCUUAAAGCCAUCAAUUGGAAAAUAGUUUUAUGGA